Molecule: messenger RNA, 258 nt
Organism: Echinostoma caproni
Lineage: Eukaryota; Metazoa; Platyhelminthes; Trematoda; Plagiorchiida; Echinostomatidae
Source: the annotation of a GenBank genome assembly
AUGUAUUUGCGAUUAUUACCAUUAUUGUGUGAAGGCAUACCUGAGGUGGCACGGAAACUUUCGGCCUCAAGUCACAAUCAGGUCACAAUUAUGCAACCUCAGCCGGACCGAAUGUGUAUGACUCACGUGACCAGUUUGGGAGUUGUGGAAAUGAGUUUCAAAUUUGAUGAGGAAUUCGAAUAUCGCGGCCCGGAUGGGGAGAAACUGAAGGUGAGUCAAUAUACACCUGGGUCACAAAAUGCGGAUUACGAGGCUUAG